UAAACAAAACCGCGUCAAACAACACAGUUGCAAGAAAUCGUGCGCGAAUGCCCGUAAUUUUGCUGAUUUCAGCGAUACAUUCCGCACAUUUCCGCUGUAUUUUGCAGUUUCUUAAGAAACUGUCCCCGUGUCCGACCGUCGGAUUCACCGUAACCCAGUGCCCAUGGAGGAAUGCAAAACGACACGCUGGUUUCUGAAGCGCCUGCACCAGAAUGAGUUCAAAAUUGUCAACAUCGGUUCCAACACGGACAUCAGCCGGUCGCUGCGGUCCGUCAUCAAGCUGGACAAGAAAUCGUUCCAACACAUUAGCAAGAUCCACUGCAGCAUCAGCUGCCGGAACGGAGUGGCCACCCUCACGGAUGAAUCGUCCUCAACGGGAACGUACGUGAACGAACGGAUGUUCAGCAAGCAUAAUCCUGGGUCGGUUGAGCUGGCGGAAGGUGACCUGAUUGGUAUCGGAACGCCAUGCAACAAGGACCAACGCUACUACGAGAUAAAUAGUCAGGUGCUGCUGUUUCAGCUGUGUCGCGAUCGGAACCGGCCCGUUGUGGAAGAAGUUGAGACGCUCGUCAGUGAUGACGAAGAGAUGGAGGAGAAAAAGCCGGAGAUCGUCGCGGGAGUAGUCGCGAAGGCGGCGGAGAAGGAGGUUCCACAGCGGGAUGAGCGGAAGUUUAGAAUUCUGCAGAAGAUCGAUUUGUCGUCAGAUGAGGAUGACGAAGAUCGAGUAAAGACGACUGUAUUGCCGGUAAUUGUUAAGGUUGAAGGUGGUGUGGCAGGUUCCAACGACGGCAACAGAAAGAGCACUUCCAGUGAAGAUAGUGGAAUUGGGGUGUUCCGGAAGCCGGCGACUCCUCCUGUCAGCUACACGGUCAUAUCCGACGACGAAGCCGACCAGCCUGAGCCACCUCCGCAACAAGUCAGAACGGAAUCGCCAGAAACAAUCGAUCUUGUACAGCAGGACAAGAUGGUGGAACUGUUUCAAAACUCGUACAACAUGGUCACGGACGAACAAGUGGGCGUGAUUGCCAUUAGCGACAGUGAGGACGAAGCCGACGAGGAGGACUUUAGCGAGCAGCGGAUGACCCAGAGUUUCUACCGGAGGAUCAAGCAGGAGGCGCAAGAAGUCGAAAUGGAACCCGAACCGGAUCCUCAGGAAGAGGAGUUGUCAGCGGAAAAGGUUGCGACUUCGGCUGGGCCUGGACCGGUCGUGCUCGCAUCGGACAAGCCAACGGUUUACAGUUUGAGUGACUCGGAGGACGAGGACGAAGAGGAAACAUCGUUGGCUCGGCAGUGGUGCCGAAAGUUGUCCCAGCGCAUUUCACCGGUUAGGAAUAAGGUCACACCAAAGGUGGAACCCGCACCAGAACCAGAAGCGUCGGCCACAAAGCGAACCUUCAGUGAGAUGAAUCUCGCAGGAAUUGAGCCAAUUGAGGACCCGAACGAAAUGUUCGCAGUGUUGUGUGAAGAGUUGCACCAGCUGAUCGACACAGAGGUGACCGCGAAGAGCAUUCGCGCCGAACCUCCGGAGUCGAAGCGAAGAAAGUCAUCCGAAACACAGCCUGAACCUUCGCCUCCGCCGGCCAAACUUACUACGGACAAGGUCACGUCACCGGCAUCGCACGAGAAAAACUCCAGCAGCGCGUCCAACGCGUGGAUCAGCAAAAAAGUGCCAAUGGUCGAGCCUCACCACAUCCAAAAGUAUCGGAAAAACCAAAGCUCAGCAAAGCCCCACGAACAUAUCCGAUCGUCGUCGUCGUCGUCUUGCAGCAAAAAGCACCACAAACCGGACAAACACUCGAAGCACUCUUCCGCUGCAUCGGUCCAACGGGGUGACGGUGACGUGAAAGAAGCUAGAAAGCAGAAACUCAAAGAACUUCAGCUCAAGAACGCACAAUCCAGCGAUUCCUCCGGAAGUACAAAAACAGCAACCAAACCAAAGGUCAAAUUCACCCCGUCCAAUCGUGGUGCUUUCCUCACGGCAAACAUCAGCGUCCCACCGAAGUUGGCCGGCAGUUCGCGUGAAUCCGUGCCACAAUUCGACGACGAUAACAUCGUUUGUACGCAAUCUACCGCUCUGGACAUGGUUCUGCCGGUGGCCCAGGAAGUUGCGGACACCCCGGUGACGAGAGCUCCAAAACUCACCUUCGACAACGUGGCCAAAGUAAGUCGAGUGGCGCAAAACGCACCAGUAUUCAAGAUUCCAAAGCGACGACCUUCCGUGUCGCAAAGACCAACCGAAACAAGUAUUAGCACCAUCCUUAAGAGCAUUCCGGACACCCCGGCCAUACCAGCACCAGCACCAAAGAAACCCACUACUCCAGUCGAAAUUGACGAGUUACCAAUGCCAGCCGGCCCGCUGCCACCGUGGCCAUCUUCAACGCCAACUUUUGGGCUCAAAUCAAUCCUCCAAUCUCCGGUCGGUCUCCACAGGAAGGCGCGCAAAAAACGCGUCACCUGGAAGGACCAAGCCCUGGUCGAAACGCGCGAGUUCCAAAUCGACGAGGGCAACUCCUUCGUCGUGCAAACCCGAUACUGCAAGGAGCAGGACCUGUUCUGCGACAUGUCGCUCGUUACCAACAACCAGAACGACAUCAUCCGCGAGAUAACCGGCUGGGAUGCGCACUGGUUCGAUCAUCCGGAGCAGGCCAACGUCACCGGCGGGCUGCUGCUGCCCAUGGUCGAGCAGUAUGCGAGCUUCGAGGACUACAAGCGCAUCGUGAUGCCGAUCCUGAAGCUGGAACUGUUCCACGACAUCAUGGGCCAGUACGGCGAGCAGAAGAAGAUCGCCCAGAAGCCGCUCCAGAUGAAGAUGAACCAGGUGCGGGCGCAGGGCCAGACGUUCGUGCUGAACUGUAGCGUGGAAAGCAACAACCAUCAGUCGAUCAACAACAAGGACUACGUGCUAAUUUACAUGACGGAGAAAACCACCGGCAAACAGUUUCGAGUAGCGGCGGUAGUGACCACACGCCGUCAGCAGGUGCAGUAUGCCGCCGAGAACGGACUCAAGUUCUUCCACUGCUCGCUGGAAACCGCGCGAACUCCAAUGUCUCAGCGAAUACGCGAGGGCACCGUGGAGAACUACCAGAUACUAUCGCUAACGCAGAUCAACCUGCACAUGCGACAGUUCCAGGUGCUGCUGAACCUGGAGCACUCGCCCCUGCUGGACAACAUCCUGUCGCCGCGGAGCAACUUCUACAACAGCCGCACGCCGGAGGACCGGGCCAAAUACAAGGGAAAGGUAAGUUGUGGCACCAACUGGGAGCAACAGUAUCCUCGCGCGUACCAAGAACUAACGACCAAUAUCCGAAAGGAGGGACUCAACCGCGAACAGGGCGACAUCCUGCUGAGCGUGUUCGGCCACUGCCUGGACGCGAACCGGCCGCACAUCAUGCUGAUCCAGGGACCACCCGGAACGGGCAAGUCUCGCCUGAUUAGCAACCUGGUGCUGCAGCUGCACCGAGGCGUCCCGAACGCGUCCCGCCGGAUGAAGAUACUUAUUUGUGCCCAGUCCAACACCGCCAUCGACGUGAUCGUGCUGAAGCUGAUCAAGCUGUUCCGGUUGCUCAGUAAGGACGAACAGGGCAACAUGCUGCGCACGGGGACGGCCAACAAGGUGAACGCGGAGUGCAAGAUGGUGUUUUUGGAUGCGCUGGCACGGAGGCACGUCAACGAGCUCAUCAAGUGUCGCAAGUUGAGGGACGAGGAUCCCAGCUUUGAGACGUUUUAUCUAGAGAGAGAGACUUUGGAGCGCAAGCUGCGGACCCUCGAGAAUCGGACGACUCAGAAUGGAAAGCUGGCCCAGAACAGUAUAAUGUUAGACGAGAUCACGAAGUUGCGUGACCGGCUGGAGCUAAUCAAACGGGUACUGCCGGAUAACGUGGACAACAUGGAUCUGCAGGAUAAGGAACGCUGGGGAAUGGAGUCACGCGCCAAAAAGCAACUUAUAUCGAAAGCGGACAUUAUCUGUACGACGCUCGGCAGCUGUGGCGGGCUCUUCGAUUACUAUCAAUCGCUCAAGUUUGACGUGUGCAUCAUCGAUGAAGCGACGCAGUGCACAGAGAUAUCUUCCUUUACACCCCUGCAGUACGGAAUUAAAAAGUUGAUCCUGGUCGGAGACGUCAAGCAACUGCCACCGUUUGUGUUCAGCCGAGAGUGCGCGGAGGCUGGCUUGAAGAACUCACUCUUUGCCAGAAUCCAACAGUCGUUCGUUGGAACGAACCUUGAAGGGGUGAAAAUGCUCACCACCCAGUACCGGAUGCAUCCGGAGAUUGUCAAGUGGCCCAACGAGUACUUUUACGAGGGCAAACUCAAGAGCAAUCCCGACGCAACCAAAUGCGACGGAUUCCCAUUUAAACCGUACACGGUAUUCGGCCUCGAAUACUCUCAGAACAUGACCCAAAGCGCACACCAAAUUUACAACCACGAAGAGAUCGAGUUUGUUUUAAAACUUCUCACGGAAAUCAUGCAGUGCUGCCAUCGGCACACCACAAUCGCCAUAAUCACGCCGUACACGCGCCACAAGCGGGAGAUCGAGAAAUUCCUCGCAGCCAAGAAAAUCACCCAAGUUUCGGUGCUCUCGAUCGACUCCGUCCAGGGGCAGGAGUACGACGUCGUCAUAAUCUCGCUGGCCCGGUCCGUCGGAACCGGCUUCCUCGGGAGUCCGCAACGGCUGAACGUGGCACUGACGCGAGCCAGAAAGUGCCUCAUACUGUGCGGGAACUUUGCCGAUCUUAAGGACAACAACCAGAUGUGGUCAUCGCUGCUGCAGGACGCGGAACAGCGCAAGCUGUACUACCACAUCGCGGACGACGAUGAGUACGAUGACGUGAACACGUUCGUCAGCAAGAUCAUGCAAAAUCUCAAAAAGUAGUUUUGUAACUGUGAGACUGAGAUUAUUCGCAACAAGUUAUUUUAUGGAGUUUAGAGUUAUAACGACAUGUUACGUUUUGCUAUGAUUUUUCUUUGCUGUUAUUAUUAAGAAAUUGUCGGAAAACAGAAGGUACCUAGUAUGUUUAUACUACGCUGAAUUAGAAUAGCGAAUCAAAUACAGUUUUUUUACUCGUA
This is a messenger RNA of Culex quinquefasciatus (southern house mosquito), 5064 nucleotides long. RefSeq names its product helicase SEN1 (gene Setx). The coding region runs from base 164 to 4870 and encodes 1568 amino acids. NCBI's taxonomy places the organism in Eukaryota, Metazoa, Arthropoda, Insecta, Diptera, Culicidae. Gene Ontology annotation, molecular function: ATP hydrolysis activity; protein binding; helicase activity. Gene Ontology annotation, biological process: termination of RNA polymerase II transcription. The transcript is spliced from 7 exons. The record is from RefSeq and is a predicted model, not a curated record. Gene Ontology annotation, cellular component: nuclear body.